GUGAGGCAGUCAGCUACUACCUCUCACUGACGCUUACUUGGACUUGGAACCCACAAAAUCAAGGCGGCAAACUGUGGGCUGCAAUGUUUGGGUUCCCGCGCUUAUUGACUUUAAAUUCAUCGAAAAUUCUCCACGACAGAGGCUGAGAUGGCUCAAUCACCUAACUGGAGAGAAGAUGGACCUUUUCUAUCUCUGAUGAACCCCUGAGAAUGGCCCUGGCCCCUGUGUACCAGUUUCAGGAGCUCCCUGAAGGCCUGGAGUUGGUGGCACCCUUUGGAAGAUUCAGGGUUCAUAGUGGAAUAGCUGUGGGCAGGUGUUGUGAAGUUUAUGAAGGGGAGGACUGUCUUCAGGGAGAGUGUGUGGCAGUGAAGGUGUUCCGACGUCACCAGCAGUACCAAGGAGCACUGCAGAGGAACUGUUCUUCCUUAAGUCCCUGGCAGCAACAGGAGCACCUCUAGUGCGUCACAUUGGAGAGCUGCAGUGGAGGGGACGAGACAUCCUGGUGCAGGAGCUCCUGGGCCCCACACUGAGGGACAUUCUGCUGAGCUAUGACCACCAGCCCAGCUCACCCUGGCUCAUCACCACCCUCACCACACACUUGCUCAGGGGACUGGAGCACCUUCAUGACAAGGGUGUGGUGCAUGGGGACCUCAAGCCUCCAAACAUUCUAUGGGAUGCUGACCUGGCAACCUUCAAACUCAUAGACUUUGGUGUGAGCUUCACUACAUCAGAGGAGCUCACCCACGCUGUGCAGAGCAAAGGAUAUCAGGCACCAGAGUGUGUUAUGUGGAGCAAGGCAGUGGCGGAGGACAACUUGGAGUCAGCAGAGAAGCCAGGGACAGCAGCAGACAUGUGGAGUGCCGGCUGUAUUGUGGCAGAGUGCGUUAUCAAUAGACAGCUGUUCCCAGCGGGCUUCCAGUGUGAGGAUGUGCCGGGGGACUUGCACUCCGCCAUCACCUCUGUUAAAACCAAUUUCCCUCCAAAGUACCUUGAGGGAUGCUACAAAUUCCUCUUAAGAUGUAUCCAGUUGUGCCCAGCAGACCGGGAAAGGGUGAGGCAGCUGCUGGAGGACCCUUGGCUGCAGCAGUGCCCCCGGCCCUCCUUCCAUGACCUGCUGCACAUUCCCACCCGUGUGGUGCGCUUCAUGGCACUGACGGACCCACACCCGUACCCACCGCUGGCUUAUGAGAUGGAGAACAUGGUGGUAAGUCUGUGCAGACGACAUGGGGCAGUGCAGGGCCACCACCUAGAGCCCUCGCUGGGCCACCUGUACGUCUGCUUCCAGACCGCCCGUAAGGCAGAGGCAGCACUGGACCAGCUGUCUGGUGUGCCCUUCAUGGGACACACACUGGUGGCCACUUUUUAUCCUCCAGAGUAUUGGAUGAGGAGAGAAUUCUUCUGAUGCUGAGGUGUGUGUGUGUGUCUGUGUGCACGUGUGUGUGUGUGUGUGUGUGUGUGUGUGUGUGUGUGUGUGUGUGUGUGUGUGUGUGUGUGUGUGUGCAUUUGCGUGUGUGUCUUCAUUGCACGAAUACAUGUUAGUUUAUCAGGCUAGUCACAUAUGACAACUAGAUUUCAUAAGAGAAGCAUACAGUGUCAAAAGUACCCUCGCUUUAUUAGACAACCAUCCCUAACAGUGACCGUGAUCAAGACAAGCCAGUAUUUGGAGGAGACUUACACAGUAGUAGAGGGAAGACCAGCCUGACAAUGAGUGAACCAAAUCCCACACAACUCUUCAAGUGUUGUUCUCAGAUUGUUUAACACUGGCAAAAUGUUAAGUACAGUGGUGUGAUGUACCCUUCAGACAUCAUUCAGAACCAACUACCAGGACAUCCCUACAGUCAUCCAUCCAAUGUCCGUCCUGAUUCAUACACAGAUCCAGAUUUUUUUUUUUUUUUUUUUUUUUUAUGCAAUAGGGAAACUAGCCACGGACAAGAAAAGAUUAAGAAAAAAAAAACCACUUAAAAUGCUAGCUCCUUUAAAGAUUGAUGAAGAAUUAACCAAAGUUCAGGGACAAAUGUCUUGAAGAAUCGAAUCAGUCACAUGUGCAGGUGCUGGUGUGGCUCACCUUUCUUGCAAGUAUGAAAAGGGGAAAAAUAAUAAUGAUAAUAAUAAUAAUAAUAAUAAUAGUAUUGGCCAUGUCAGAUUAACCCACUCACUGCUGCUUGAUACAUCUUUCUUUAGUUACUGAUUAGUGUGGAAUGUUUCUUCUUAUUCUACUGGUACUUUCAAACAUUAAGUAGAAAGAGCAAAAUCUAUUCUUUUCUUCCCCUUCUUUCUUGUAGAUGCCUAUAAAGAUUUGAUGCAUUGCUCUUAGUGGUGUGAAUUGUUGCACAUCACAGUGAAAGGGUUGUCUCACUGUUUACUUGGCAGCAGUACAGAACACAUCCAGACAUGGCUGCACCUGGGUAUUAAUGAGUCUCGGUAAUGGAAGGGUUGCUGCACAGGUUUAAUUUGUCCCUAAAUUUGUCAGGCUGCAAAUUGAAGUUCAGAUUACAAUACUUGACUUAGUGUUUGGCUCUUGGUUCUAGAUUUGCACUUUACUCAGGAUAGGUGGGUAGAUAAUUACCAAGCUUCAGGAGGUGUCUUCAAAGCCAACAUAAUUAGUACAUAAUUGUCUGUUAGUCCAAAGUUUUAUGGAGUACAAAUUAUAUUAAAUAUUUUAUAAUAAA
Portunus trituberculatus (swimming crab) is the source of this 2669-nucleotide messenger RNA. RefSeq lists its product as uncharacterized. Bases 785 to 1402 code for a protein of 205 amino acids. Gene Ontology annotation, molecular function: nucleic acid binding; protein kinase activity; ATP binding. The record is from RefSeq and is a predicted model, not a curated record. Lineage: Eukaryota; Metazoa; Arthropoda; Malacostraca; Decapoda; Portunidae. The transcript is spliced from 9 exons. Gene Ontology annotation, biological process: protein phosphorylation.